AUGCCGACCGCGACUGGAUACUUUGGCUACAGCGUCCAUAACCUAGGCCCCUUGACAACGACCUUCACUGCACCGUCGUCAUGCUCGACUGGGACUGACCACAUCGUAUACGCGAGUCUGAACGCUGAGCCUGUACUGUUUGGUGCUCCUACCUGUGGGCUUGUGCCUUUUGCGGAUUGUAUUCCCAGCGGCGAGAAAUGGGAUUCUGUGAAUGGUCAGAGCACGACGUUUGUUCAGGGCCAGUUCGUUUAUUACUCGCCCGGCCUCGCGUGUCCUUCGGGCUGGAAGACCGUUUGGUCUUUGGAUCGUGGUAACUCUGGCAGUACUGCGACUAGUGCUAGUGGCAUCGCCAGUCUAUCAAGUUUGCUCUCCCCGAUAUCGAAAAAUACAGGCGGUCAGCGGCCCAGACUCAUGCAACCAACGGAAGUCUGGAAGGAAGUGCUGGAACCUGAAGAGACGCUUGUGUAUUGCUGUCCAAGCGAUUACACGGCAGACACUUUUGGAAAUUGCGUUUCUACACUUGGCCCCAGGAGUUCAUUCACCAGUACCUAUUCAGAGAUCUGUCUGAUUUACGCGCCAAUUGAUCUUACACAGAUUGGUACACUGGAUGGCACUACGUUGACGCAAGAUCUUCUCUCCAUUGUUUCAGGGACUGGACCAGUUGAGACGGUCUUGACGGGCGCUUUUCUGACCGAGUCACGGUCGUCUAAUGAUUUGGUCAUUGCAACUUACGUUCCAGCUGUACCGUUGGUUUACAAGCAGUCUGAUUUGGACAAAGCUGAGAACGACACCAGGAAGGGCGAGGGGGAUGGUGAGGGUGGUGAUUCUGGAGGCAAUGGGCAGACUAGUGGUUCUGGAGGGAGUGAGAGUGAUGAGAAUGCGGCUUCGACUAUGUCUAGACACGGGGUCGUGAGUGUACUUGGGUUGGCUAUGGGCGUAUUGGCAGGGACUGGCAUGUUGCUCGCCUGGUGA
Fusarium sp. VM40 is the source of this 972-nucleotide messenger RNA. The record is from the annotation of a GenBank genome assembly. Lineage: Eukaryota; Fungi; Ascomycota; Sordariomycetes; Hypocreales; Nectriaceae.